This is a messenger RNA of Aspergillus nidulans FGSC A4, 1164 nucleotides long. RefSeq lists its product as uncharacterized. The coding region runs from base 1 to 1164 and encodes 387 amino acids. The transcript is spliced from 2 exons. Lineage: Eukaryota; Fungi; Ascomycota; Eurotiomycetes; Eurotiales; Aspergillaceae. The record is from RefSeq and is a predicted model, not a curated record.
AUGAGCCCUGUGGAGUACGCUUAUUCGUUAUGGCCGCGAGAUGCGGCCAGCGAGAUUGAAUCGGUCCCCGAUACGUUUUCUAGUUGGGACAAAUGUAUGGCCAAGAGUUACUGCAAAUGGCCCGUCAUUGUCGGAAUCAUAGUCGGAGGGGUAAUUCUCCUGUCUGUCAUUGCCUGUAUAGUGAAUUGCUUGUGCUGCGGCAUUCGGUGCUGUACGAGCUGUUGCGGAUGCUGCUGCCCAUCUCCUCGACCGAAGCGGGCAAAGUACGCAGAUGACCCGUACCACCAACCUCCUCCAAUGCCGACCAUGCCGCAAGUGCCACCGGCAAACAGCUAUGAAGGGGGCUACCAACCAGGGUUCCAACAGGGAUACCAAACACCGCAAUCUCUCCCGACGUAUCGAGGUGCUCAAGUAGCGCGGUUCGAUGCCCCAACAAGCCCCGGAGUCUCAAAGAUGAACGAGGAUGCAUUACCUGCUAUGCCUAGUUGGGACCACGCCGUUACUCGUAGAGUCGAGGAUACAAGUCCCCAUCCGGAGUCAGUGGAAAUGGAACCAUUAAACCCGGUAACUCGGCCACCUCAUCGUACACCAUCGGCGCCUAGGUCAAACACAGGCGGGUAUAUGGGACCGCCACCUAUUAGGACAGCAGUGCAGAACGAACACUUCCCGGAUUCUCACGCGCAUGGAUACGAUGAUCAUAAUCCAUACGACUACCACGCCCAAAACCUAGGUCGUGGCCAUAGUCCUUACGACAACAGCCCAUAUGACCAGCCGUACACAGAUCACUCUCCAGUUGGUAACUACCACGCCAUGCCGUCCCCACCGCAGGCCUACUCCCCUGGCCCUCAAUAUCCUGUAGGCGUCGCCAUUUCUUCAACAACCGAGAUGAAUCGCCCGAUCCCAUUCCGACAGCCUUCUCCAGGCCUCCCUUUCCGGCAACCGUCGCAGUCGCAGUCAGUGCCCUACCGCCAGCCUUCUCCGGGCUUCAGCACCCAACCGCCCAGCUACAGAGGGCCGUCCCCAGCUGCCGUUCCAUCCGUCCCCUCAUCACCCCCACCACCAUUCACUGCAGGCGUCCCGCAGCAAAUCAGCGACCCGGGCCGGCCCCCGAGUCUCCUCCAGAGCGGGCGUAAGCCAACACCUAAUUCGUUCAGGGAUGUAUAG